AAUUAGAUGGCGGGAAAUAGUAACCGUAACUGUUCCGCGGAAGUAUUUGUUUAUUUUGUCCGCCAUCUUUAUUGGCGACUUGGCAUUGUUGGCGCAGCUGGGUGCACACUAAAAUUCACUUUUACCAUUAUUUUUUUCUUCUUGUGCAAUUGUUAGACAUACAAAUAAUUAUUCAGUUUUUCUAUUUGAUUUGGUUUGUUCUUUGUAUACAUAUGACAGAAAUAUCAGAUAUUUUCAAAAUUUCGAGUACCUUUUAAAAUCAUCAUUUCGUUUUGCAUUUGAUCAUCAUACUUUAUUUCCACGAUGCCCAAACGGAAGCUUAGACAAUGUCACAAUGUAUCAGAUGAUGAAAUAGAAUCUCAAAGACCAGUGAAACAAGUUAAAGAACAAAACUCAAGCAUUAUUGGUAAUGAAAAUAUCGUAUCCACAUCUAAAGAAAAACAAAACUCAAGCAUAACUGGUAAUGAAAAUAUCGUAUCCACAUCUAAAGAAAAACAAAACUCAAGCACAACUGGUAAUAAACGCAGGUCCACUACAUCAAAAGAAAAACAAAACUCAAGCACAACUGGUAAUUUUAAUAUGAUGAGUUCGACACGAGUUAAACGAAACUGCAGCAUAGUAAGAAUGGAAAAUAAGCCAUCGACAAUUGAUGACGAUAGUAUGGAUAGUGUCAUUGCCUCUUCACCAGAAAAUAGUCAAGAUUCCAAUACUGAGAAAACUGGAACUCAUUAUGAAAGCUUUGCAAGUUUUAUGAAUGCUAUUUCCAUUGAGAUUGAUGAUGAUGAUGACGAAGAGGAGGAGGAGGAGAAGAAGGUGGGGGAGGAGGAGGAGAAGAAGAUGGGGGAGGAAAAGGAGGAGGAGAAGAUGGGGGAGGAGGAGGAGAAGAUGGAGGAAGAGGAGGAGGAUAAAACGCUUAAUGGUUCUGCUCAAAAGCAAAAAGCAAAUACAGAGGUGGCUUGUCCCAGUUCAUCUUCUAUUACAAACCUUCUGGAGGCAGAUAUAAGGAUCAUGCCUGUUCCAUCUGCACUCAGUGAAGUAGUGGUGCUUGAAUAUCCUAGUUCAGUAACAUUUCAUGGAUAUGUCAGAGUCACAGUAUGUUUUGGAGAAGUCUGCAUAUUUGGUUAUGAACUGAAAGAGAGGAAAAAAAUUAAAGUAUUGAGCACUGAAGGCACUGGCUUGAAGAAAGCAGUUCCUGUAAAAUCCUGGACUAAGGGAUCAUAUGUUUAUUUAACAAGCCAACUUUUAAAAUUAACAUCCAAUGAGUCUGAUAUUGAUGUAGACGAAUUUGUAAGGAGUAUUAAACCAACAAGUGCUGUUCUCAUAGUUAGACGACUUAUACUUCCUCCUUCAUUACGGUUUCUGGAGUUGUAUUAUCCUAAUGCUGUUCAAACCCAGUGGCCUAGAAAUAGAAAAAAGGAAACACUUGAACUAUGCAGUACUCAAGAUUCUUAUGUUAUUGAUAUAAGUGAUGAAUUUGAAAAAAUAUCAGAAGAAAUAAACCAAAUUAUCACUGAGGCUGUUUCAGAUGAAGAAAAACCUGGACCUCUCAUAUUAGUAAGGGGGGAAAAGAAUUUGGGAAAAUCAACUUUAAUUCGUUAUCUGAUGAAUUCGACUUUAAACAAGCAUCCUGUGUUUUAUUUCCUCGACACAGAUCUUGGUCAAACAGAAUAUACUCCUCCAGGUGUUGUUAGCUUAAUUCGAGUGACUAAACCUUUGUUAGGCCCUCCAUUUGCUCAUCAGGAGAAACCACUAAAAAUGAUUUUUGUUGGUUCACUCAGUCCUGCAGCUUCCCCCUCAUUGUAUAAGAAAAGUAUUAUGUGCUUAAUGAAGUAUUUCAAAGAGCACUUUCCUAGAGAGGUUCUAUUUGUGAAUACUAUGGGAUGGUGUCAAGGUUUGGGUGAACUAUGCUUACAAUCUUUAAGAGAUGUUGUGAAACCUACAGUACAGGUUGAGAUUGUAUCACCUGACCAUACUCCUGCAUUGGAAAAAAAAGUUGAAAAUGGAGUUACUUACUUUACAGUCUCGUCAAAAGCUCCUCCCAGCCAAAGUGGUGUAUCUUCUUUCAGUGGAAAAGAAAUGAGGAAUUUUAAUCUCGUGGCUUAUUUAGGUCAAUGCCACAAACCUUACAUGCCUAUAUCUCGGAUAAUUACAUUUGAUCGUGUUUGUGUUAGUUGGGAUAAAAUUGCUUUGUAUGUGAUGUGGAAGAAAGUUCCUCCCAACAGAUUAGUCGAAGCAAUACAUUGCAGUAUUGUAGCUUUGUGCCGUGCAGAUCCAUCAUUUAUUUUGAAAAGUGAGAAUCCUGAACUUCCUAUGACAUUGUCUGAUGAACCUGUUUGUCAGUGCUUAGGUUUUGGUUUAGUGAUAGCCUCAGAUGAGACAAAUCGUUUAUUUUAUGUUGUCACUCCUUUGCCACUUCAUGAGUUAAAGAAUGUGAAUGCUCUUAUCAAAGGAGAUGUCAUGAUUCCUGAGGAGUUGAUUCUUAAACAGGAUAUAAAGAAUGUGGCAUUGCCAUUCACUUAUAGCUCAAAAAAUGCUAAAAUUCUGGGACUUAAGGUUAUUCCUAAAAGAGCCUUUCGAAAUGCAGUGACUCCUGUCAAAAAAUAAGAUUUUUAGAAAUUGAAGCUGUAUUUUACUGAUGUGGAAUCAUUGAAGAUUUUUCAUUCAUCUUUUCUAUUAAAAUAUCCAUUGUGUGCUUAAAUUUGAUUGUCAUCGUUUUUUUUAAAUUAUAUAUAAGAUUGUUUUUCUAGCAUUUGUUUUGUAUGAAUUGUUUCAUUAAAACUCUUAUUCACUUUAA
Molecule: messenger RNA, 2794 nt
Organism: Argiope bruennichi
Lineage: Eukaryota; Metazoa; Arthropoda; Arachnida; Araneae; Araneidae
Product: polynucleotide 5'-hydroxyl-kinase nol9-like
Exons: 14
Coding region: 304-2604 (766 amino acids)
Biological process (GO): cleavage in ITS2 between 5.8S rRNA and LSU-rRNA of tricistronic rRNA transcript (SSU-rRNA, 5.8S rRNA, LSU-rRNA)
Cellular component (GO): nucleus
Molecular function (GO): polynucleotide 5'-hydroxyl-kinase activity
Source: RefSeq, a predicted model, not a curated record